Messenger RNA from Kalmanozyma brasiliensis GHG001, 1062 nucleotides. Its product is annotated as Mycolic acid cyclopropane synthase. The record is from RefSeq and is a predicted model, not a curated record. Lineage: Eukaryota; Fungi; Basidiomycota; Ustilaginomycetes; Ustilaginales. The transcript has a single exon. Bases 1 to 1062 code for a protein of 353 amino acids.
AUGAAUCAGGUCUACGAGUUGCUCGACCGCGGCUAUCUCCCCGACGUGGUGCUGCGUCGGGCGAUCCGUCUGCUUAACGCCCAGCGCAUUCGCAGCCUCGCCAAACCCGAAGACGACUUUGGCAAGCAUGUCGCCAUUAAGAAGGAGUACAUCCGCUCUCUCAAGACGCGCGAGAUUGCUAUCGAGCAGGACAAGGCCAACGAGCAGCAUUACGAGGUUGACACGGGCUUCAUGCUCAGCUGUCUCGGCAAGCGUGUCAAGUACUCGUGCUGCCUCUACGAGACGGGCAAGGAGACGCUCGACCAGGCUGAGGAGGCCAUGCUCAACUCGUACUGCGAAAAGGCCGGCCUCAAAGAUGGACAGGACGUGCUCGAUCUGGGAUGCGGAUGGGGGAGUUUGUCCUUGUAUCUGGCCGAGAGGUAUCCCAACUCGCGCAUUCGAGCGCUGUCCAACUCACGCACGCAGAAGGUCCACAUUGAUUCGAUCGCAGCUAGCCGCGGCUUCAAAAACAUCGAAGUGCACACCGGCGACGUCAAGACUUACUCCUUCCCCGAAGGCUGCUUCGACCGCAUCCUCAGCAUCGAGAUGUUCGAACACAUGAAGAACUACGCCGAGCUCUUCCGCAAGGUCUCCUCCUGGCUCAAGGAUGGUGGUGACUCGCGCCUGUUCAUCCACAUCUUCUGCCACCGCACAACGCCGUACCACUUUGAGGAGGAUGACGGAUGGAUGGCGCAAAACUUCUUCAGCGGUGGCACCAUGCCCUCCUUCGACCUCUUCCAGCACUUCCAGCAGCAUGUCACCCUGGAGGAUACGUGGUGGGUCAACGGAAACCACUACGCAAGGACGUGCGAGGACUGGCUCAAAACCCAAGACGCCAACCAGAGGAAACACGACUCGAUCAAGGCGCUCAGGAAGGACGCCGCCAAGAAGGGGAGCACCGAGAUCGAAGGCGAAAAGACAUUCUACAGAUUCAGAAUCUUCUACCUGGCCUGCGCCGAGUUCUUUGCUACCAACGGCGGCAACGAGUGGGGCGUCGGUCACUACCUCUUCUCCAAGAAGUAA